Molecule: messenger RNA, 1512 nt
Organism: Oppiella nova
Lineage: Eukaryota; Metazoa; Arthropoda; Arachnida; Sarcoptiformes; Oppiidae
Source: the annotation of a GenBank genome assembly
AUGAGUAAACCGUUUGUGGCCCACACUUACAAAUCCGAGUGCUUGUGGUCUAUGGACAGGGCAUCGGUGCCUCAGGACCCGCACCAUUACGACUCACCCAAACCCAAGCCCAAGAUACUGACCAACAUAUUGGACCAGAUCGGGGACACACCACUCGUGCGACUCAAUCGGAUCCCCAAAGAGUAUGGUGUGAAGUGCGAAGUGUUGGCCAAAUGCGAGUACUUGAACGCCGGCGGAUCCGUUAAGGACAGGAUCGCCGUGAAGAUGGUGUGCGCGGCCGAGAGGGACGGCCUACUCAGAGAGGGAGUGACGAUCAUUGAGCCCACGAGCGGUAAUACGGGUAUUGGGUUGGCGUUGGUGGCGGCCGUCAAGGGAUACAAAUGUGUAGCCGUUCUGCCGGAUAAGAUGUCCGACGAGAAGGCGUAUGUAUUGCGCGCUUUGGGCGCGAGAGUCGUGCGGACGCCGACGUCCGCGUCCGUCGACUCGCCGGACGGUCACAUCCAAGUGGCGCACGAGUUGUGCCGUCAGACCAAGAAUGCGGUCAUUUUGGAUCAGUACGGGAACGCCAACAACCCGUUGGCUCAUUACGAAACCACCGCCCAAGAGAUUAUCCAACAGUGCGACCAUAAGGUGGAUGUGGUGGUCGCGUGCGCGGGAACUGGCGGUACGAUCAGCGGCAUUGGACGCAAGCUUAAGGAGGUGUUGCCCGACUGCAAAGUGGUUGGUGUGGACCCGUACGGGUCGAUACUCGCACAGCCCAACGCUAUCAACAAAUCCGACAUCACUUCAUACGAAGUGGAGGGCAUUGGAUCCGAUUUCGUGCCAACGGUUUUGGACAGAAGUGUUGUCGACGAGUGGUAUAAAUCGGAGGACAAGUCGUCGCUAGAAAUGGCGCGACAGUUGACCGCAAAGGAAGGCCUUCUGUGUGGCGGCUCUUCCGGCGCAGCAGUCGUGGCCGCUAUGAAGGCGGCCAAAGAGCUCCGGGAGGACCAGCGCUGUGUUGUCGUACUUCCCGAUGGAGUUCGCAAUUAUAUGACAAAGUUUAUGGACGACAAUUGGAUGGCUGAGCGUCACUUCGCCACUAAUGCUCAGGAGGAAGAGGACCGGAAGCCGUGGUUUUGGAACGAAUCCAUCGAAAGCUUAGUGAAGGACAUGGAUGUGGUGAGCGUCGGCCCCAACAGCACGUGCUUCGACGCCAUCUCUAUAAUGCGAAGCCAUGGUUACAAUCAGCUCCCGGUGCUCAGCGAUGAUGGCCUACCGCUGGGAAUGAUAACCGUCGCGCAUAUUAUGGCUAAAAUGUCUGGACAUACGGUUACGAUGAAGAGUCCGAUACGAGAAAUGUUUCUUAAGGAUUACCCAAAAGUUGAAAGGAAUGGCAAAUUGGGAUCAAUUUCGCGCAUUCUUAAGACCAGUGCAUAUGUGGUUGUGUUGGACGUGUCCGUAAAGAGCCAACGGAUCGUCGCAAUCAUCACUCUUAUCGAUAUUCUUAACUAUUUGACUUUAUUUCGUUAA